Messenger RNA from Saimiri boliviensis boliviensis (Bolivian squirrel monkey), 8053 nucleotides. RefSeq names its product ROS proto-oncogene 1, receptor tyrosine kinase (gene ROS1). Gene Ontology annotation, molecular function: protein binding; ATP binding; transmembrane receptor protein tyrosine kinase activity. Gene Ontology annotation, biological process: multicellular organism development; regulation of TOR signaling; positive regulation of kinase activity. Lineage: Eukaryota; Metazoa; Chordata; Mammalia; Primates; Cebidae. Gene Ontology annotation, cellular component: signaling receptor complex; plasma membrane. The record is from RefSeq and is a predicted model, not a curated record.
UGUUGUGAAAUAGCUAUUUUGGAACUGUUACAAGCUUUCAAGGAUUUCAAAGGUCUAAAUAUUAUUUCAAAAGUCGAAUAUAUUCUAAUACAGCAAGACAAACAAAAGAAAAUCCAUUAGCUACUCCUUCAAUUGAAGUGAUGAAGCCCAAAUAAUUCAUACGGCAAAAUGGAGAAAAUUAGAAGACUGGCUAUCUAAAAAUCCGCCAUUGGUGAAGUGAUGAAGAACAUUUACUGGCUUAUUCUGAAACUUGCCAAUUUUGCAACUCUUGGCUGCCUAUGGAUUUCUGUGGUGCAGUGUACAGUUUUAAAUAGCUGCCUAAAAUCGUGUGUAACUAAUCUGGGCCGGCAGCUUGACCUUGGCACACCACAUAAUCUGAGUGAACCGUGCAUCCAAGGAUGUCACUUUUGGAACUCUGUAGAUCAGAAAAACUGUGCUUUAAAGUGUAAUGACACUUAUACCACUGUUUGUGAGUGGGAAUCAUGUGAGGUUGGCUGCAGCAGUGCAGAAGGUGCAUAUGAAGAGGAAGUACUGGAAAAUGCAGAUCGUCCAACUGCACCCUUUGCUUCUUCCAUUGGAAGCUACAAUAUGACAUUACGAUGGAAAUCUGCCAACUUCUCUGGAGUAAAAUACAUCAUUCAGUGGAAAUAUGCACAAUUUCUGGGAAGCUGGACUUACACUAAGACUGUGUCCAAGCUGUCCUGUGUGGUUAAAGCCCUGCACCCCUUCACGGAGUACAUUUUCCGAGUGGCGUGGAUCUUCACAGCGCAGCUUCAGCUCUACUCUCCUCCAAGUCCCAGCUACAGGACUCAUCCUCAUGGAGUUCCUGAAACUGCACCUUUGAUUGGGAAUAUUGAGAGCUCAAGUCCCAACACUGUGGAAGUCAGCUGGGAUCCACCUCAAUUCCCAGGUGGACCUAUUUUGGGUUAUAACUUAAGGCUGAUCAGCAAACAUCAAAAAUUAGAUGCAGGGACACAGAGAACGAGUUUCCAGUUUUACUCCACGUUACCAAAUACUAUCUACAGGUUUUCUGUUGCAGCAGUAAAUGAAGUUGGUGAGGGUCCAGAAGCAGAAUCUAGUAUUACCACUUCAUCUUCAGCAGUUCAAGAAGAGGAACAGUGGCUCUUUUUAUCCAGAAAAACUUCUCUAAGAAAGAGAUCUUUAAAACAUUUAGUAGAUGAAGCACAUUGCCUUCAGUUGGAUGCUAUAUAUCAUAAUAUUACAGGAAUAUCAGUUGAUGUCCACCAGCAAAUUGUUUAUUUCUCUGAAGGAACCUUCAUAUGGGUGAAGAAGGCUGCCAACAUGUCUGAUGUGUCUGACCUGAGAAUUUUCUACAGAGGUUCAGGGUUAAUUUCUUCUAUUUCCAUAGACUGGCUUUAUCAAAGAAUGUAUUUCAUCAUGGAUAAACUGGUGUGUGUCUGUGAUUUAAAGAACUGCUCAAACAUCGAGGAAAUUACUCCACCUUCUAUUAGUACACCUCAAAAAAUUGUGGCUGAUUCAUACAAUGGGUAUGUCUUUUACCUUCUGAGAGAUGGCAUAUAUAGAGUAGACCUUCCAGUGCCAUCUACCCAGUGUGCAGAAGCUGUGCGUAUUGUGGAGAGUUGCACGUUAAAGGACUUUGCAAUCAAGCCACAGUCCAAGCGAAUCAUUUACUUCAAUGACACCGCCCAAGUCUUCAUGUCAACAUUUCUAGAUGGCUCUGCUUCCCAUAUCAUCCUACCUCACAUCCCCAUUGCUAAUGUGAAAAGCUUUGCUUGUGAAAACAAUGACUUCCUUGUCACAAAUGGCAAGGUCAUUUUCCAACAGGAUGCCUUGUCUUUUAAUGAGUUCAUCGUGGGAUGUGACCUCAGCCACAUAGAAGAAUUUGGGUUUGGUAACUUGGUCAUCUUUGGCUCGUCCUCCCAGCCACACCCUCUGCCAGGCCGCCCGCAGGAGCUUUCACUGCUGUUUGGCUCUCACCAGGCUCUUGUUCAAUGGAAGACUCCUGCCCUUGCCAUAGGAGCCACUGUUAUCCCGAUCAGUGAUAUUGUUGAACUCUUUGAAUUAGGCCCUUCUGCCUGGCAGAACUGGACCUAUGAGGUGAAAGUAUCCACCCAAGACCCUCCUGAAGUCACUCAUAUUUUCUUGAACGUAAGUGGAACCAUGCUGAAUGUACCUGAACUGCAGAGUGCUACAAAAUACAGGGUUUCCGUGAGAGCAAGUUCUCCAAAGGGGCCAGGCCCCUGGUCAGAGCCUUCAGUGGGUACCACCCUGGUGCCAGCUACUGAGCCACCAUUUAUCAUGGCUGUGAAAGAAGAUGGGCUUUGGAGUAAACCAUUAAAUAGCUUUGGCCCAGGAGAGUUCUUAUCUUCUGAUAUAGGAAAUGUAUCAGACAUGGAUUGGUAUAACAACAGCCUCUACUACAGUGACACGAAAGGUGAUGUUUUUGUGUGGCUGCUGAAUGGGACAGAUAUCUCAGAGAAUUAUCGCCUACCCAGCAUUGCAGGAGCAGGGGCUUUAGCUUUCGAGUGGCUGGGCCACUUUCUCUACUGGGCUGGAAAGACAAAUGUGAUACAAAGGCAGUCUAUGUUGACAGGACACACAGACAUUGUGACCCAUGUGAAGCUGUUGGUGAAUGACAUGGUUGUGGAUUCAGUUGGUGGAUAUCUCUACUGGACCACACUCUAUUCAGUGGAAAGCACCAGACUAAAUGGGGAAAGUUCCCUUAUACUACAGGCACAGCCUUGGUUCUCUGAAAAAAAGGUAACUGCUCUAACUUUAGAUCUCAGUGAUGGGCUCCUGUAUUGGCUGGUUCAAGACAGUCAAUGUAUUCACCUGUACACAGCUGUUCUUCGGGGACAGAGUGCUGAGGAUACCACCAUCACAGAAUUUGCAGCCUGGAGUACUUCUGAAAUUUCCCAGAAUGCACUGAUGUACUAUAGUGGUCGUCUGUUCUGGAUCAACGGCCUAAGGAUUAUCACAACUCAGGAAAUAGGUCAGAGAACCAGUGUCUCUGUUUUGGAACCAGCCAAAUUUAAUCAUUUCACAAUUAUUCAGACAUCCCUUAAGCCUCUGCCAGGGAACUUUUCCUUUACUCCUAAGGUUAUUCCAGAUUCUGUUCAAGAGUCUUCAUUUAGGAUCGAAGGAAAUGCUUCAAGUUUUCAUAUUCGGUGGCAUGGUCCUCCUGCAGUAGACUGGGGUGUAGUUUUCUACAGUGUAGAAUUUAGUGCUCAAUCUAAGUUCCUGACUAGUGAACAACAGUCUUCACCUGUAUUUACUGUGGAAGGACUGGAACCCUAUGCCUCAUUUAAUCUUUCUGUCACUCCUUAUACCUAUUGGGGAAAGGGCCCCAAAACAUCUCUGUCACUUCGAGCACCUGAAACAGUUCCAUCAGCACCAGAGAACUCCAGAAUAUUUGUAUUACCAAGUGGAAAAUGCUGCAACAAGAAUGAAGUUGUGGUGGAAUUUAGGUGGAACAAACCUAGGCAUGAAAAUGGGGUGUUAACAAGAUUUGAAAUUUUCUACAAAAUAUCCAGUCAAAGUAUUACUAACAAAACAUUUGAAGACUGGAUUGCUGCCAAUGUCACUCCCUCAGUGAUGUCUUUUCAACUUGAAGGCAUGACUCCUGGAUGCUUUGUUGCCUUCCAGGUUCAGGCCUUUACAUCUAAAGGGCCAGGACCAUUUUCUGAUAUUUUAAAGUCUACAACAUCAGAAAUCAAAUCAUUUCCUUACCUCAUAACUCUUCUUGAUAACAAGAUCGCUUUUUUAGAUAUGGAUCAAAAUCAAGUUGUGUGGAUGUUUUCAGCAGAAAGAGUUAUCAGUGCUAUGGGCUACACAGCUGAUAAUGAAAUGGGAUAUUAUGCUGAAGGGGACUCACUCUUUCUUCUGAACUUGCAUAAUCGUUCUAGCUCUGAGCUUUUCCGAGAUUCAGUGAUUUCUGAAAUCACAGUUAUUACAAUUGACUGGAUUUCAAGGCACCUCUAUUUUGCACUAAAAGAAUCACAAAAUGGAUUGCAAAUAUUUGAUGUUGAUCUUGAAUACAAGGUGAAAUACCUCAGAAAGGUGAAGAUUUGCAAUAAGAAUUCCACAAUAAUUUCUUUUUCUGUGUAUCCUCUGUUAAGUCGCUUGUAUUGGACAGAAGUUUCCGAUUUUGGCUAUCAGAUGUUCUACUACAGUAUUAUCAAUCACACCUUGCACCGAAUUCUGCAACCCACAGCUACAAACCAACAAAGCAAAAGGAACCAAUGUUCUUGCAAUGUGACUGAAUUUGAGUUAACUGGAGCAAUGGCUAUUGAUACCUCUGACUUAGAGAAACCACUGAUAUACUUUGCCAAAGCACAAGAGAUCUGGGUAACAGAUCUGGAAGGAUGUCAGUGUUGGAGAGUUAUCACGGUACCUGCUAUGCUUGGUAAAACACUUGUUAGCUUAACUGUGGAUGGAGAUUUUGUAUAUUGGAUCAUCACAGCAAAGGACAGCACACAAAUUUAUCAAGCAAAGAAAGGAACUGGGGCCAUCGUCUCCCAGGUGAACGCCUUAAGGAGUCAGCAUAUCUUGGCUUACAGUUCAGUAAUGCAACCUUUUCCAGAUAAAGUGCUUCUGUCUCUAGCUUCAGACACUGUGGAACCAACUAUACUUAAUACAACUAACACCAGCCUCACAAUCAGAUUACGUCUGGUCAAGACAAACCUCACAUGGUAUGACAUCACCAGCCCUACUCCAACAUACCUGGUUUGUUAUGCAGAAGUUAAUGACAGGAAAAACAGCUCUGACUUGAAAUAUAGAAUUCUGGAAUUUCAGGGCAGUAUAGCUCUUAUUGAAGAUUUACAACCAUUUUCGACAUACAUGAUACAGACAGCUGUAAAAAAUUAUUAUUCAGAUCCUUUGGAACACUUACCACCAAGAAAAGAGAUUUGGGGAAAAACUGAAAGUGGAGUACCAGAGGCAGUGCAGCUCAUUAAUACAACUGUGCGGUCAGACACCAUCCUCAUUAUAUCUUGGAGAGAAUCUCACAAGCCAAAUGGACCUAAAGAAUCAGUUCGCUACCAGUUGGCAGUCUCGCAUCUGGCCCUAAUUCCUGAAACUCCUCUCAGGCAAAGUGAAUUUCCAAAUGGAAGUCUCACUCUCCUUGUUACUGGAUUAUCUGGUGGAAAUAUUUAUGUGUUAAAGGUUCUGGCCUGCCACUCUGAGAAAAUGUGGUGUACAGAGAGUCAUCCUGUCACUGUGGAAAUGUUUGACACACCAGAGAAACCUUAUUCCUUGCUUCCAGAGAACACUAGUUUGCAAUUUAAUUGGAAAGCUCCAUCUAAUGUUAACCUCCUCAGACUUUGGUUUGAACUACAGAAGUGGAAAUACAAUGAGUUUUACCAUGUGAAAACUUCAUGCAGUCAAGCUCCUGCUUAUGUCUGUAACAUCACAGAUCUACAACCUUAUACUUCAUAUAAUGUCAGAGUAGUGGUGGUUUAUAAGACAGGAGAAAGCAGCACCUCACUUCCAGAAAGCUUUAUAACAAAAGCUGGAGUCCCAAGUAAACCAGGCAUUCCCAAAUUACUAGAAGGUAAUAAAAAUUCAAUACAGUGGGAGAAAGCUGAAGAUAAUGGAAGUAGGAUUAUAUACUAUAUCCUUGAGAUAAGAAAGAGUACUUCAAAUAAUUCACAGAACCAGAAUUUAAGGUGGAAGAUGACAUUUAAUGGAUCCUGCAGUAGCAUUUGCACAUGGAAGUCCAAAAAUCUGAAAGGAAUAUUUCAGUUUAGAGUAGUAGCUGCAAAUAAUCUAGGGUUUGGUGAAUAUAGUGGAAUCAGUGAGAAUAUUAUAUUAGUUGGAGUUGAUUUUUGGAUACCAGAAACAAGUUUCAUACUUAGUAUUAUAGUUGGAAUAUUUCUGACUGUUACAAUCUCACUGACCUUUGUCUGGCAUAGAAGAUUAAAGAAUCAAAAAAGCGCCAGGGAAGGGCCGACAGUGCUUAUAAACGAAGACCAAGAGUUGGCUGAACUGCGAGGUCUGGCAGCCGGAGUAGGCCUGGCUAAUGCCUGCUAUGCCAUACAUACUCUUCCAACGCAAGAGGAGAUUGAAAAUCUUCCUGCCUUCCCUCGGGAAAAACUGACUCUGCGUCUCUUGCUGGGAAGUGGAGCCUUUGGAGAAGUGUAUGAAGGAACAGCAGUGGACAUCUUAGGAGUUGGAAGUGGCGAAAUCAAAGUAGCAGUGAAGACUUUGAAGAAGGGUUCCACAGACCAGGAAAAGAUUGAAUUUCUGAAGGAGGCACAUCUAAUGAGCAGGUUUAAUCAUCCCAACAUUCUGAAGCAGCUUGGGGUUUGUCUGCUGAAUGAACCCCAAUACAUUAUCCUGGAACUGAUGGAAGGAGGAGACCUUCUUACCUAUUUGCGUAAAGCACGCAUGGCAACGUUUUAUGGUCCUUUGCUCACCUUGGUUGACCUCAUAGACCUGUGUGUAGAUAUUUCAAAAGGCUGUGUCUACUUGGAGCAGAUGCACUUCAUUCACAGGGAUCUGGCAGCUCGAAAUUGCCUUGUUUCUGUGAAAGACUAUACCAGUCCACGGACAGUGAAGAUUGGGGACUUUGGACUUGCCAGGGACAUCUAUAAAAAUGAUUACUACAGAAAGAGAGGGGAAGGCCUGCUCCCUGUUCGGUGGAUGGCUCCAGAAAGUUUGAUGGAUGGAAUCUUCACUACUCACUCUGAUGUAUGGUCUUUUGGAAUUCUGAUUUGGGAGAUUUUAACUCUUGGUCAUCAGCCUUAUCCAGCUCAUUCCAAUCUUGAUGUUUUAAACUAUGUGCAAACAGGAGGGAGACUGGAGCCACCAAGAAAUUGUCCUGAUGAUCUGUGGAAUUUAAUGAUCCAGUGCUGGGCCCAAGAACCUGACCAAAGGCCUACUUUUCAUAGAAUUCAAGACCAACUUCAGUUAUUCAGAAAUUUUUUCUUAAAUAGUAUUUAUCAGUGCAGAGAUGAAGCAAAUAAUGGAGUCAUAAAUGAAGGCUUUGAAGGUGAUGAUGGCAAUGUGAUUUGUUUGAAUUCAGAUGACAUUAUGCCAGUUGCUUUGAUGGAAACCAAGAACAGAGAAGGGUUAAACUAUAUGGUACUUGCUACAGAAUGCAGCCAAGGUGAAGAAAAGUCUGAGGGUCCCCUAGGCUCCCAGGAAUCUGAAUCUUGUGGUCUGAGGAAAGAAGAGAAGGAACCACAUGCAGACAAAGAUUUCUGCCAAGAAAAACAAGUGGCUUACUGCCCUCCUGGCAAGCCCGAAGGCCUGAACUAUGCCUGUCUCACUCACAGUGGAUAUGGAGAUGGGUCUGAUUAACAGCGUCAUUUGGGAAAUACAGAGUUGAGAUAAACACUCUCAUUCAGUAGUUACUGAAAGAAAACUCCACAAGAAUGAUAAAUGCCAUUAUGCUCUAUGACUCUAAAUAAACAGUGCAACGUUCCUGAGUUCUAAUCUUGGUUCUGAGUGCCAUUUGGUUUCAGUUCUAGCAAUCCCCAUACCAGCUGCCUGACUUUCAGUAGAAUUAUGAGAUGAACACUAAGCAAGUGGAAAGCUUAGGAAGACUCAGUAGUCUGGAAGGGAAACACUGCUUUCCCUCUCCCUUGAUGUGCUUUAGGCUGUUACCCACCUUUCAGUUUGGACUGUAAUAUAAAUAUCCUGGCCACAUGUUUGUAAACAGAAUAGGUAUGUUCAGGGAUCUGAAGAAGAGGCUAAGUAGUAGGCUCAGGGGGUUGACUGAACUACAAGUAAUCUCAAUUGGGACAGAGGAAAUGAAAAAUAACACAUACAGAAGAAACCAGCACCUGUGACAUGGGAAAUCACUUGGAAAGUUAUUACUGCAAUGUCAUAUGUUAUCUUUAAUCACUACUGUAAAAUAUUUUGUAUUUUGGAGGCUUACAGCAGUAGAUUCAGUCAUAUUGAAAAUAAGACUAUGAAGAUCUCUAAGUCCUGAAGUUUUGCAUUCUGCAAUCUUUGAGUUGUAUAAAAAUCACUCUGACUUAUGUGGUAUUAUGGAAAUUAUCUAGCAUAAAGAUUGCUAUUUACCAUAUCUGUUUUAUAUAUAAAAUACUUAAGAUUACAUUUUGUA